AUGGAUAAAUUUAAAAAAGAACCUGGUGAAAUAGUUCAAUUGAGAGCGGAAACAAAGUUUGCAAAGGAAGCAGGCACUCUCUAUUGCACCAACAUGAGAUUGGUUUGGGUACAAUCAGGAAAGAUUGAACCUUCAUUACAUUUUCAUUUUUCAGAAAUAAAAACUCAAUUUGUAUCUACUUCUACAAGUGCAAAAGCAUUGCUACGUCUAAGUGUAAAAGAUGAAAAGGAUUCGAAUGCAACACAAGACUUUCUCUUUGAAUUCAGUCAUAUGUCGAAUGCACGUCAAGAUCUAAACAAGUUCAAAGAGCGUAUCGGUCAAGUAGUAAAACCACCUCCAGUAUCACCGAAUUCACCGGUUGCCAAAUCAGCAUCUGCCGUUGCCAAGCCUGUCGCCAAGCCACAAGUACCGGUAGCACCACCGAAGCCAGCGACACCCAAGACAUUCCGCAAUGGUACGGUCACCGAAGAGGAAGUUAAACAACGUGUUCAGCUACUUUCGUCGAAUAUGGAGUUGAAGCAAUUAUUCGAUUCACUGGUGGGUGCAGGUAUCAUCAGCGAGAACGACUUUUGGGAGUCACGAAAGAUGAUGUUGAAAAACGAUGGAAUGCGACCCGAUCGACAACACGUCGGUAUGCCUAGUAUCAUCUUGAGUGACGUCAGACCAACCUCUGAAUCAAUCAAUGCAGUUCGUUAUAGAUUGACACCAUCGAUCAUCAAUCAGAUAUUCAUUCAACACCCAUCGGUCGAACGUGCCUACAAAGAUAACGUACCAGGCAAACUAUCAGAACAAGAGUUUUGGAAGAAAUAUGUACAUUCUAAAUACUUUUAUCGUGAUAGAAACAUACAUAAUCCACCACCUACAGAUGAUCUAUUCUCAAGAUAUGAUACGAAUGAUGAUAGUGAGAUAAAGUUAUUAAAGAAGAAAUUGAUGGAUAUCAAUCCAUUGGUUGAUCUAUCAUCAGAAGGUGAUGAAGAUAACCUAUCGAGUGGAUAUGGUGUACUUUUAGAUGCGAAUUUGAACCCAGAGAAACUAAAGAAUGCAUUACCAUUACUCAGAAAGUUUAAUCGACACAGUUCAUUGGUUUUAGGUUCAAAAGAUUUUAUAAAUGCAACAGAUACAGUUAGUGCAAAAGAUAAAGAUAGAUAUAGUACUGAACAAAUUGAAAAGAUAUUGAAAUCAAACAAAAGAGUGUUACAAGAACAUGCUGUGAUGACCGAUCUCGAAGAUCAAGUACCACUUGACUUUCCAAAACUAAAGAUUCAAGAUCAAAAGAGAUACUUUGAAGGUCAUUCACAAAACAUUCAAAGAGAAGAAGAUAAACAGAUAUUCAUUGGUUUCUUUCAAGAUGAAUUCACAAAUUGGAAAUGUGAUUUUAAAAAUACAACCAAAACAAAUAAUGGAGUUUUAGAUGAGAUUGCUUCGAUUUCAUCGAGUAGAAAUGAUAAGACUCAAGGUGAAUAUCAAUUGAAUCAGAAUCAGUUUAAACAGGAUCUGUUGUCUUCAUUUAGAAAGACCAAUGAAUUACUUAGACAUUUCUGGGCAUCAUCUUAUACUCCUGGUAUUGGAAGACCACCAACCGCCUUCCAGAAGAAAAAGAAUCGUGAAAUGGGCACUCACAUUGACAAUAUGUAUUCAGAACUUGAGAAUUGGAAGAAUACACUGACAAAAGAUGGAAAGAUCAAUCAGGCAUCACUUAUAAACUCAAUUAUGCAAUCACUACACAAAGCAAUUGAAAAACGACAAGAAAUAAACGAUCAUGAAAUAAUUGGUACUGAUUAA
Heterostelium album PN500 is the source of this 1782-nucleotide messenger RNA. It is a transcript of the gene gtf2h1, whose product is annotated as general transcription factor IIH subunit 1. Gene Ontology annotation, biological process: transcription by RNA polymerase I; transcription by RNA polymerase II; nucleotide-excision repair. Bases 1 to 1782 code for a protein of 593 amino acids. NCBI's taxonomy places the organism in Eukaryota, Evosea, Eumycetozoa, Acytosteliales, Acytosteliaceae. Gene Ontology annotation, cellular component: transcription factor TFIIH core complex; transcription factor TFIIH holo complex. The record is from RefSeq and is a predicted model, not a curated record. The transcript is spliced from 5 exons.